Notechis scutatus (mainland tiger snake) is the source of this 5892-nucleotide messenger RNA. The record is from RefSeq and is a predicted model, not a curated record. NCBI's taxonomy places the organism in Eukaryota, Metazoa, Chordata, Lepidosauria, Squamata, Elapidae.
CGGGCGGGCGCGCAACGAUGGAGCCUUGGAAGCAGUGUGCUCACUGGCUCAUCCAGUGCCGGGUGUUGCCGGUCAAUCACCGGGUGACUUGGGACGAGGCGCAGGUGUUCGACCUGGCCCAGACCCUUCGCGAUGGAGUCCUGCUCUGCCAGCUGCUCAACAAUUUGCGCCCUCACGCCCUCAAUCUCAAGGAGAUCAACCUGAGACCUCAGAUGUCCCAGUUUCUGUGCUUGAAGAACAUAAGAACAUUCCUUUCUGCCUGCUGUGAAAUAUUUGGAAUGAAGAAGAGUGAACUCUUUGAAGCAUUUGACUUGUUUGAUGUUCGUGAUUUUGGAAAGGUUAUAGAAACUUUAUCCAAACUUUCUCGCACCCCUAUUGCUUUAGGCACUGGAAUAAGGCCCUUUCCUACCGAAGAGAGUGUUAAUGAUGUAGACAUAUACAAAGGCCUUCCAGAUUUAAUAGAGCACAGCCCAUCCCAGGGACAACAGGUUCCCGGUCCAUCGACCAGACGGACUCCUGAAGCUACAUUCACGCCCACGGCCGCUGGCCUGUGCCCAGAGGAGGCUGUCACACCAGAGAUUCCUGCACACGUGCAGGCUUGGAUGGAACGGGCCAUUCGCCAGGGGAUAGCAGAGGGCCUUCAGCAGAGGGUCAGGUCCGGUCCCCCCUCAUUGGCGUCCGAACUCGAUCCGCCAUCUGUCAGGUCCUCGCCCAGAUCGGAUCCCUUUCAUGGUCAGGUACCUUUACAAGGGGGCAGCCCUCUUCCAGAAAGAGAUCUGGAGGAGGCCAUGGAAGAUCAGUUUGGGGUGGAGGAGGAACUGGAAUGGGGGUCUAUGCACCAAGAGGAGCUCCUAUCGGAGAAAUGUCCUGAGAAUGACAUAAGAACUUGCUGUCUUUCGGAAAUAAAACAGACUGAAGAGAAAUACACCGAAACACUGGAAUCAAUCGAAAAGUUUUUUAUGGUGCCAUUGAAAAGAUUUCUGACACCAUCAGAAUUUGAAACAGUAUUCAUCAACAUUCCUGAUUUGGUGAAAAUCCACAGAACUUUAACACAAGAUAUUUAUGAAUCCAUUGUAAGCAAAAGUGACCAGAACUUGUAUAAAAUAUUUAUUAGCUACAAGGAAAGAUUGGUGAUUUAUGGGCAGUAUUGCAGUCAAGUAGAGACGGCUAUUUCCUGUUUAGAUAUUAUUUCCAAGACAAAGGAAGAUGUUAAGCUGAAAUUGGAGGAAUGUUCCAAAAGAGCUAAUAAUGGGAAGUUUACUCUGCGGGAUCUCCUUGUAGUUCCAAUGCAACGAGUUUUGAAGUAUCACCUGCUACUUCAGGAGCUGGUAAAGCACACUAAUGACAUAACUGAGAAGGCAAAUCUAAAGUUGGCCCUUGAUGCAAUGAAGGACUUGGCACAAUAUGUAAAUGAAGUGAAGCGAGAUAAUGAAACCCUCCGUGAAAUUAAGCAAUUUCAAUCAUCAAUAGAAAAUUUGAACCAAUCCCUUUUACUCUAUGGAAGACCACAGGGCGAUGGUGAAAUAAAGAUAACGACUCUGGACAAACGAGCAAGACAAGAUAGGCAUAUCUUUUUAUUUGACUUGGCUGUAAUAGUAUGCAAACGGAGAGGUGAUAAUUAUGAAAUGAAGGAUAUAAUUGAUCUUCAGGAAUACAAAAUAAGCAAUAACCCUACCACUGACAAAGAGAGUAAAAAGUGGUCUUAUGGCUUCUACCUCAUCCACACACAAGGACAAAACGGCUUAGAACUGUACUGCAAAACCAAAGAUUUGAAGAAGAAAUGGCUUGAGAAGUUUGAAAUGGCCCUGUCAAACAUAAGGCCCCAGUUUGCAGAAACAAGUACACAUGACUUUAAAAUGUAUACCUUCACUCGUGUAACAUCCUGCAAAGUCUGUCAGAUGCUUUUGAGGGGAACAUUUUAUCAAGGCUACUUAUGUUCGAAGUGUGGGGCUGGAGUCCACAAAGAAUGUUUGGGAAGACUCGACAAUUGCAGGGUUAAUUUAGUUGAGCAUGGAACCCUGAAACAUGAGAAACGACUGAAUGGACUUCGAAAGAGUUCCAGGCAUAUGGACUCAGGUUUACCCAAAAUGCAAGUGAUUAGAAACUAUACUGGAAUUCCCCAGCCAGUUCCACCGGAUGGUCCUCCAUUACUCAUCCAGAUUGGAGACAUCGUUGAACUCAUCAAAGGAGAUGCACACAGCUUAUUUUGGCAGGGUAGAAAUUUAAUGACCCAGGAGCUUGGUUUCUUUCCAAGUGAUGCAGUAAAACCUUGCCCAUGUGUCCCUAAACCAGUAGACUAUUCUUCUCAGCCAUGGUACGCCGGAAAAAUGGAAAGAUUACAAGCAGAAGCAGAACUUAUUAACCGGGUAAACAGCACUUACUUAGUGCGGUAUAGGACUAAAGAAUCAGGAGAAUAUGCCAUUAGCAUUAAGUACAAUAAUGAAGUGAAGCAUAUCAAGAUUUUCACAAGAGAAAGUUUUUUUCACAUUGCAGAAAAUAGGAAAUUUAGAAGUUUAAUGGAACUUGUGGAAUAUUACAAACACCAGUCUCUCAAAGAAGGCUUUCGAAGUUUGGAUACGACUCUUCAGUACCCAUACAAGGAGUAUGAAAAUACGCCGGAUCAAAGAAGCCACAGAGCAAGCAGCAAUUUGCUGAGUCCCAAAGUCCUCGGGAUAGCCAUCGCUCGCUAUGAUUUCUGUGCAAGAGACAUGCGUGAAUUAUCCCUGCUCAAAGGAGAUGUGGUCAAAAUUUACACAAAAAUUAGCGCCAAUGGCUGGUGGAGAGGUGAAGUCAAUGGAAGGGUGGGCUGGUUUCCAUCGACCUAUGUAGAAGAGGAUGAAUGACUGGCAGAUCCAGUUGGUACUUCCGAUCAUAAAUUUCAGGGCCUAUGAAAGCACCACUGAAGUGUCUGCAGAGCAUUAUUCAUCUUGCUAAGUAUUUGAUACUGCAGCUCUUCUGUCUGAUGAAACUUUCCAGACCCCAACGCUGGAAUUCCUGAAGAUGUUUGUGCUGACAGCUUGAAUAUCUCACUCAGAGAGGUGCAAAGAAGCUGCUUCACAACCUCCCAACACUGGGGACCCAAACUCUAACCUCACCUUCCUGGAGAAAGAAAAGAAAAUCAUUUCAAAACAGACUUCUUUUAAAAACACUUCAUUUCAUUCCGUCUACAGUGAAUUCUAAGUAUGGUUAGCAGUUUAUGAGCUCUUCCUUUCUGUUAAGUGAAAUCUCUGGUGACAGUUAUCACUUAUGACUUCUUCCAGAGGGAUAUGUUUGAGCAUUCCAGUAAUCAUGUGGUCAAUAUUAUUUCUCCUGAAAUAACUUACAGCACUAAUUAACUUUGCCAAUAACCGCACACUUCACCAGUUCUUAAAUCUCUAAAUACACUUUUUUUGGGGGGACGAAGAAUAAAUUCAAUAUGAUUUGCAUGCCAUUUAGUGAAAUAGUAAUGGGGGAGAAAGAAUACGAACAAAUUUAGUGUUUAAAUCCAGGGAUGUUUUAACUGGCUUAUCGGAGUCUUUUAUUACGAUAUUUUAUGGAACCAAGUUUUUAAAAAAGGGAUUGUGACUUAUGCAAUUAUAUUUGAAAAAGGAAUUAAUAGAAAAAGCUGCCUAAUAUAGGGUAUUCCAUACAAAAAUUUAGGUUUUAAUACACAAGCUCAUGUGAUAUCCUAAAAUCUGUAUAUUUAAGAGAAUUUCUACAAUUUUAUAGAGAAAGCUUUGGGAACAGUUUGAUUGUAUCUCUUGACCAUUAUUAAAAAUUCUACUAAUGUUCAGGGAAGCUAUGAUUGUCGAUCAACAGGAUCAAUGAUCUUGCAAAAGGCAUUGUGGGUCCUUGGGAUGAUUGUAUUACACAGAAAACAAAUAAUUCAGGUGAAUAAUACUAUGUCCUAUGCUCCAUUCUGUAGUUGAGCUGAAUGAUUUCAUAAAGAUGUACACUUUUUCUCACUUUGUUGGGUUUCAAAGUUUGGUUAAGUUGAAAGUCAUUGCCACAAAUAAUAUUUCAUCUGAGGUUUCCAUUGUUUUAAGCUUUUGGGAUAAAUUAAGAAGGUCUCUAUAGUUUUCAAAAACAGAGUCUUCAAGGAUUGUGUUUAUGUUCCAGUCCAUAGUUUUGAAACACACACACACACACACACACACACACACACACACACACACACAGUAUUCUUAAAAUAGAUUGAGCAGUAGUAGCUUAAUAUCUUAAGCAGAAAAUACCUAAGCAGCUCAUAAAAGCUCACAAAUAUUGGGUGCAGUUCAUACAAUGACUUUGGAAUUUGUGAAGACUCAAAUUCCUACAUAGGUGAUCUUCAUAUUUUCCAGGGAAACUCCUCUGAAGUUGGUGUGUCCUUUAUAAAAGGUAGCCCAAUUGGGUAGAACUUCAAUCAGCAAUGCAAAUCAAGAAACCUUUAUCUUCUAUUGAUUCAGAAAAGGGACUUUGAAUUGAUUUUGGAUCUGAUAUAAUCAAUAGUCUCUGGCUGACUUUCCCAGACCCCGAGGUUUGUCUUAAUGUUAAAUGAACCAAUUAUUUAAUUAUACAUAAAUUGUAAAAAAAAAUGUUCCACUAUGCUUGUAUGGAGUGUUUAAAUAAUCAGAUAAUUACAGGUUUGAUUCUUCCUUUCUUCAUGCUUGCUUCUGAUGGAAAUGUUGCCUAUUGCUUAUUGAACAGCUGCAAAGACAUGUAGCACUAGUAAACUAAUUCAAGUCCACGAUCAAACUGAUAAAUUAAUAGUGAUAAAGGGGAAAAGGAAGGUGCACAGGUUAGAAAUGGUCUCAACUUCUCCAGACUUUUAUCUUCACAAUUUAAUGCUAGCGGAUAAAGUUUUUGGUCUUGAGAAGUUCAAAAUUAUUUAUUGGAGGCAUUAUUUUGUUGAAACCAAUGACAACCUUUAUAUCUGGUUCCAGAAUUGUAUGUAAUAAAAUGGCCGUGCUGAAAUGUUAGUUAGGAAUAUGUCCUUGGUACUUUUUUGUCUAGUGGGCUAAUCCUUAAGUAAGCAAAAACUGCUUGAUCAGGAGGUUUGCCUCUUUUUAAUGGAGAAAAGUUUUAACUUUAGUUUGCAAAAUGAAACACAUCGUGAAUUCCAUCAUCGCUUAUAUGUCUUGCAAGGAAGAAUCAACUUCAUGUAAAUUUUUUUGGGAGAAAUGGGUUGUUUGAUCAAAACAUUUUGAAAGAUAGUUUAAAAGCUACAAAGUUGGUGUUUGGCAAUAUUUUUGCAACUCAGGCGGAACUUGAAUACCUGGAGCCAUAUCUAAACAAUCUCUUCCAUUAUAGUUUCUCACAAAGCUUCUACAUUCACAUCUGUAAACACACACACACACACACACACACACAGAUGCCACUUGGUAUUCACCAUAAAUCUAGCGAGACUUUUUGUGGCAGAUAAAAGGCAGGCAGCAAUUUAGCCUCACUUGCUUGUCCCUUGGUGUCACAAUUACCCGUUUCUUCAGCUUUUCUUUCUUCUUUGUGCUGUGACCCAGGGAAGAAGAUGGGUGGGUUGUCUUUUGCUGUUUGAGAUAUUUUGAGACAGAUUGCGGGGUUGGGUCUGGCUGAUCCGGUGUGAAUCCCUCUGCAUACGUUAACUUCAUUUUCAGGGAAGAGGCUGGAGAAUCCAGUCGUAGAGGAGCUCCAUAAGUGCACAAAGUUUUAGGUCAGGACUCUGCUCUUUCUUGUCUUCAUUAAAUGCCCUGUGUUGAGUAAGUGAAAUGCUGCAUCAUUGCUAUAUUUCAAAUACCAAAGAUUUAGUAGGCUGGAGCCUUGCUGCUUCUUUAUUUCCCUGCAAUGCCUAUUUAUUUUCCCUGUGUCAGACCCUGCUCUCAUGCAGUGAGCUGGGGCAGUACUUUAAUUUGUAAUGUUAUGUAAAUAUGUGAAUAUAUUAAUAAACUUGUUAAUUACUUGUUU